ACCCCUCUCUCUCUCUCUCACUGUUCCAAUUGCUUGGGACGUAGCUCGAAGAAUCGAGUGAGUUCUUCAGACCCCCCCAUUUCAAUCGUAAAAUUUCCCGCAAAAUUUGUGUUGCUUACCUGUUGAGGGUUUAGGUUUUAUCUUAUUCCUCAUUUCUUCUCCUUCUCUGUCGUUACAUCGCAGAAGGAUUACGGGAACAUCACUUCAAUCUUCAAUCAGGCAGCUUCAACGAAGGAAAUCGAAAGUGAGAGACCAUGUCAGUGCUUAUAGUGACAAGCUUAGGAGAGAUAGUUGUGGAUUUGCAUACAGACAAGUGCCCUCUGACUUGUAAAAACUUCUUGAAGCUCUGCAAGAUAAAGUAUUAUAAUGGGUGUCUUUUUCACACGGUUCAGAAGGAUUUUACUGCACAGACUGGUGACCCAACCGGAACGGGUUCUGGUGGCGAUUCCGUCUACAAAUUUUUAUAUGGUGAUCAGGCGCGCUUUUUCAACGAUGAGAUUCAUCUUGAUUUGAAGCAUUCUAAGACAGGCACGGUUGCAAUGGCUAGUGCGGGAGAGAAUCUCAAUGCUUCUCAGUUCUACUUGACAUUGCGUGAUGAUCUAGACUAUCUUGAUGGAAAGCACACAAUUUUUGGUGAGAUAGCAGAGGGGUUUGAGACAUUGACAAGGAUCAAUGAGGCUUAUGUGGAUGAGAACAACAGACCCUUUAAGAAUAUCCGAAUCAAACAUACUUACAUAUUGGAUGAUCCUUUUGAUGAUCCUUCACAACUAGCUGAGUUAAUUCCCGAUGCCUCCCCUGAAGGAAAACCAAGGGAUGAGGUUGAUGAUAAUGUGCGGCUUGAAGAUGACUGGGUUCCUCUGGAUGAACAACUAGGUCCACUAGAACUUGAAGAGCGUCUUCGUGCCAAAGACGCACAUUCCAGUGCGGUUGUACUUGAGAGUAUUGGGGAUAUUCCUGAUGUUGAGAUAAAACCUCCCGACAAUGUGCUAUUUGUUUGUAAAUUGAAUCCAGUCACUGAAGAUGAGGACUUGCACACAAUUUUUUCACGUUUUGGAACUGUUCAAGCGGCUGAUAUAAUCCGUGAUUUCAAGACUGGAGAUAGCUUAUGCUAUGCAUUCAUAGAAUUUGAGACCAGAGAAGCAUGCGAACAAGCAUAUUUUAAGAUGGAUAAUGCUUUGAUUGAUGACCGGAGAAUACACGUGGAUUUUAGUCAAAGUGUUGCAAAACUGUGGUCCCAGUACAGGCGCAAAGAUCAAAAGGGCAAAGGCAAAGGGUGCUUCAAAUGUGGUGCACUUGAUCACAUUGCCAAGGAUUGCACUGGUGAUCCUGCCAACACACAGCAACCUCAAAAGUACAUAUUGAAGGAUGAUAAUGGACAGCGUGGUGGCGGCAAGAACUCUAGUUAUGAUAUGGUAUUUGAUGGAGACACUCCGGAAACUCCAAGGCAAGAAAAGAGAAGUCAAGGUCACAAUAAUGACCACGGAGUUGAGAAACAAAGGAUGAAUAGGCGGAGUUCCAAGGAACCAAGGCAUAGGGAUCGAGAAAACAAAGACUCAAGUUAUAGGGAUAGGCACAGUGACAGAAGUAGAGGGUACAGAGAGGAUUCAAGUCAAGACGGUAAAGCAAAUCAAUCCAGUGGAAGCAGAAGUGGUCGAGAUCAUCCUGAAGACGGAAGGGAUAGAGAUAGGCGUAAGGACAGACAAAGAGACACAGAUGACAAGACAGAUCAGCGUGAGAGCAGAAAGAGAGAUGCAGAUGAUGGUAUCUAUGCAGACAGGAGGGGUGACAAAGACUAUAGGAGGAGUACAGACAGUGAUAGAGAGAAUCACAAGGAGAGGCAGAGAAACAUAGAUAAUAAGGUCGAUCAGCGGGAGAGUGGAAAGAGAUAUGCAGAUGAUGGUGAGAGGGGUGACAUAAAUUACAGAAAGAGGAGUGCAGACAGUGAUAGACUAGCGGGACGGAGUAGUGACAGUGGAGAUUAUAGAAAGAGCAGUGUAGAGAGGAGGGAUGAAACAGAGUAUAAAAAGAGAUAUGUAGAUGGUGAACGUCGAGACAAGAGAGACGACCCAGUCCAUAAGAAAAGAAGUGCAGAUGUUGAUGCCCAUAGAGGUAGAUAUGUAGAUGGUGAACGUCGAGACAAGAGAGACGACCCAGUCCAUAAGAAAAGAAGUGCAGAUGUUGAUGCCCAUAGAGGUACAAGGGAAAAAGAACAUAGAAGGCGAUGAUGACAUCUUGAUCCCGAGAAAUGGCACGAGAUGUAUAAUUUUAACCUCCGAAUGUUGCUUCAGACAUGUUUUUCUUUUUGUAGGAGUGUACUUUUCUACCAAACAAAUUAUAGGGUUUAGGUCUGUGUCUGAAGCAAAUUAUAAAAAAAUUGGAUUUGGGAUUUAGGUCUGUGUCUGAACUUUUGAAUCAAAUCACGGGGGAAGAAUGAAAUAUCAUGAACUUUUUUAACAGAGAAA
Molecule: messenger RNA, 2462 nt
Organism: Malus domestica (apple)
Lineage: Eukaryota; Viridiplantae; Streptophyta; Magnoliopsida; Rosales; Rosaceae
Product: peptidyl-prolyl cis-trans isomerase CYP59-like
Biological process (GO): protein peptidyl-prolyl isomerization
Cellular component (GO): nucleus
Molecular function (GO): RNA binding; zinc ion binding; peptidyl-prolyl cis-trans isomerase activity
Source: RefSeq, a predicted model, not a curated record